Pelodiscus sinensis (Chinese soft-shelled turtle) is the source of this 954-nucleotide messenger RNA. RefSeq names its product olfactory receptor 8U9-like. The record is from RefSeq and is a predicted model, not a curated record. Gene Ontology annotation, biological process: G protein-coupled receptor signaling pathway. Gene Ontology annotation, molecular function: olfactory receptor activity; G protein-coupled receptor activity. NCBI's taxonomy places the organism in Eukaryota, Metazoa, Chordata, Testudines, Trionychidae. Gene Ontology annotation, cellular component: membrane.
AUGGAAGAGGGAAAUCUCUCAGAGGGAAAUCUCUCAGAGGUUACUGAAUUCAUUCUCACAGGACUGACAGAUCGUCCAGAGCUUCAGCACCCCCUGUUUCUUUUGUUCCUACUCAUUUAUGUUGUCACCGUGGUGGGAAAUGGGGGGAUGGUCUUGUUAAUCACGAUUGACCCCCGACUCCACACCCCCAUGUAUUUUUUCCUCAGGAGUUUAUCUUUCUGUGAUUUCUGCUAUUCCUUUGUAAUUUCCCCAAGGAUGCUGGCAAAUUUCUUAGCUGAUAGGAAAAGUAUUUCUUACACUGCCUGUGCUUUGCAAAUGUAUUUCGAUAUCGCUUUUCAAGAAACUGAGUGUCUCCUGCUGGCUGUGAUGGCCUAUGACCGUUAUGUGGCCAUCUGUAACCCAUUGCUCUAUAUGGUCACCAUGUCCAGGCAGCGUUGUAACCUACUGAUGGCUGCAUGCUAUGCUGUGGCAUUGGUAGACGCAAUCAUUAACACAUAUUUUAUAUUCCGGCUGUCAUUCUGCCACUCCAACAUCAUCAAUCAUUUCUACUGCGACAUGCCCCCACUGCUGGCGCUCUCCUGCUCUGACACCAGCAGCAGUGAGAUUGUGAUGUUUGCAUCCACGUGCUACAUUAUAGUGACCAGUGUUGUCAUCAUCCUCCUGUCUUAUGUCUGUAUCCUCUCCAGCAUCCUGAAGAUCCGCUCUGCUGAAGGCCAGCGCAAAACCUUCUCCACCUGCACUUCCCACUUGACCGCAGUGAUCAUGUUUCAUGGCACCCUCCUUUUCAUGUAUUUACGACCCAGCUCCAGCUAUUCCAUGGGCAUAGACAAAAUAGCCUCAGUGUUCUACACGUUGGUGAUCCCCCUGUUAAAUCCCCUCAUCUACAGCCUAAGGAACAGGGAGGUGAAGGGGGCCCUAAGGAAAUCCAUGAAUAAACUCCUAAGCAAUUCUUGA